Alternaria rosae is the source of this 1155-nucleotide messenger RNA. RefSeq lists its product as uncharacterized. The coding region runs from base 495 to 1103 and encodes 202 amino acids. NCBI's taxonomy places the organism in Eukaryota, Fungi, Ascomycota, Dothideomycetes, Pleosporales, Pleosporaceae. The transcript has 3 exons. The record is from RefSeq and is a predicted model, not a curated record.
UCUGAAUGAAGGGUAGAGGGUGUGCCGUCCAACGUUCAUGUUCGGUUUUGGCAACCAUGGAUCCUCCAAUUUAGGCCAUUUAUCCCGAUGUAAGGGUAUAUCGAGUUCAGAUUAAGACGCAUAGAAGCAGCCAAUCAGCCGCGCGGCCUUCGGCACUUCACAAUCACGGUAAAGUAGCCACAUCAUGGAAUACGCGCUGGUAAAUACACACGCAGCUUUUGCUGCUAUGUAUAGCUUCACAACGUACGCGACUGCGGUUUUUGUCGCAGGUUGAUGGAACAAGACCUGAUCUGAGCAAUAGCAUAGCACUGCGAGGCGAACCUUGACAAUCGCAAUCUAAAGAGCAUCGUAAAACAAUAUGGAUCUGAGAGGCACCAUGGAGCAGUAACAGUUACAUAGAAUGAAGAGGCUCAAUGAUACAAACCAAGACUUCACAGCCUUGCCAUUCAUCAGUCACUUCUGCGAUUGAUCAAGACCAGCAAUAAGUUACCAGAAUGCGCACCUCCGUCUUGAUCAGUGCUCUGGCAGCGCUGGUGUUAGCAGUUCCAUAUCCUCAAGCUACAGACAUCUCGAUCGCUCCAGGAGCAACUCUCAUUUCACUCUCAGCAAUUCUACCGAUAUCGACUACUGCCACACCAGUCUCCACUUCGCUGAACAUCCCAGUCACAGCUUUACCAACGAGUGACCCCAAUUCAGACGACGACGACGACGACGACAACGAAGACCCAGAGUUGAGUUCGUCAAAGAGGAAACCUCAUUGGGAGCCAAUUCCAAUCUUCACAAAACGAUGUCAGUGUCAGUUGGCGACAGCUAGGUACCCAUGCUGGGCUACCGAUGCACUACAGAGCUGCCAUUUCGAGGAGAACUUCUCGUACGGCUGUUACAUGCAAGCCGCGGGUGGAUGUCCAACACCAACACGCAUUUGCAGCAACCUCUUCCAACCUACGCCUCGUCCUGGACCUCAUCCAUGUGAAUUAGGCCCCAACCCACCAGUCGUGACAAGCUUUCCCAACCUCACCGGUUCGCCAACUGCCAACGUCACUCUACCAGUCAUACCAACUGCGAAUGUGACAUUGCCUACGGUCUUUUUGCAGAAGAAGUAGAAGGGAUUUGUGUAGGACGAGGCGGGGGAAACUUUACAUGCUGGAGGAGAAG